AGCUCAGCAGCAGUUGAGAAUGCAACAACAGCAGGCAGCUCAGCAACAGGCUAAGGCUUUGCAACAAACAUUAAUUCAGAAGUUUCCCCUUUACUUCCAGAGACUUCGUCAAUUGCAAGUCGCUAGACAGAGACAACAGCAACAGCAGCAACAGCAGCAACAACAACAACAG
Molecule: messenger RNA, 172 nt
Organism: Yamadazyma tenuis ATCC 10573
Lineage: Eukaryota; Fungi; Ascomycota; Pichiomycetes; Serinales; Debaryomycetaceae
Source: RefSeq, a predicted model, not a curated record